Molecule: messenger RNA, 1098 nt
Organism: Vigna angularis (adzuki bean)
Lineage: Eukaryota; Viridiplantae; Streptophyta; Magnoliopsida; Fabales; Fabaceae
Exons: 1
Coding region: 1-1098 (365 amino acids)
Source: RefSeq, a predicted model, not a curated record
AUGGGACAGAUGACCACACAACUAAAUCAAGCACAGCCACAAAAUUCGGACAGUUUGCCUUCUCAGACUCCUAGAAAUGAAAAUGUUAGUGCCACCACCCUCAGAUCAGGGAAGCCAAUUGUUGUGCCCACUGUGCCACCACCUACACCUACACCUGUUGCCUCUCAGAGAAAGGAGGACCAGGUAGGUCCUACUAGGACAUUUGAGGCAGGUGGACCUUCUUCCUCUUCUGGUGGUUCUUCUUCUUCUACAGGUGGACUUUCUUCUUCCACCACCACCACCAUCAGUGCAUCUCCUAAUAUACAACACCGACCUAUCCCACUUCCAUUUCCUCCUAAAUUAAUUCCAAGCAAAAAUAUGGAAGAGGUGGAUAAGGAGAUAUUGGAGACCUUCAGGAAAGUAGAGGUGAACAUACCUCUACUCGAUGCCAUAAAGCAGAUUCCCAGAUAUGCCAAAUUCCUAAAGGAGCUAUGCACCAAUAAAAGGAAGAUGAAGGGAAACGAAAGAGUGAGCAUGGGCAGAAAUGUAUCUACACUGAUAGGUAAAGCUGUACCUCAGAUUCCUGAAAAAUGCAAAGACCCAGGUACGUUCUACAUUCUGUGCAUUAUUGGAAAUAACAAAUUUGAGAAUGCCAUGCUUGAUUUGGGUGCUUCCAUAAAUGUCAUGCCUCUGUCAAUCUUUAAAUCUCUUUCUCUUGGAACUUUGCUACCAACGAGUGUGGUAAUAAAGUUAGCAAAUAAGAGUGUUGCCCAUCUCACUAGUUACAUAGAGGAUGUUUUAGUUAGGGUUGGGGAACUCUUUUUUCCUGCUGAUUUUUACAUUCUUGAAAUGGAGGAAGGAUUUUCCCGUGGGUCUACCCCAAUUAUCUUAGGGAGACCAUUUUUGAAAACUUCACGAACUAAAAUUGGUGUCUAUGCUGGUACAUUGUCAAUGGAGUUUGGCGACAUUACUAUUCGUUCUAAUAUUCUUGAUGCCAUGAAACAUCCAUCUGAGGACCAGUCAGUGUUUCGUGCUGAGAUACUUGAUUAUACGGUUGAUGAGCAUGUUUCUACUUCUCACUCUUUGCAUGAUAAGAACCACUCUUUGCAUCACAUGUGA